GUCUGCAGGAAGUUCAUCUUCUGGGGAGGCUGACCACAAGCAAAACCAAGUCAAUAUGUAAAGUACCAGGACGGGAGAGGGACCUAGCAAUGUGUACAGAAAAGAAAAUCCACCAAGAAGCAGAGGAGAAAAGCCUGAGCCCUGGGGUCUGAGGUGAGUGGGGCCAGCGGCUGCGACCGUCGCCUGCGUCCGCGGGGACAUGGCUCACCUCCGGGGCUUCGCGCACCAGCACUCUCGUGUGGACCCAGAGGAGCUCUUCACCAAGCUUGACCGCAUUGGGAAGGGCUCAUUUGGGGAGGUGUACAAGGGUAUCGACAACCACACCAAGGAGGUGGUGGCCAUCAAGAUCAUAGACCUGGAGGAGGCCGAGGAUGAGAUCGAGGACAUCCAGCAGGAGAUUACUGUGCUCAGCCAGUGCGACAGUCCUUAUAUCACCCGCUACUUUGGCUCCUACCUAAAGAGCACCAAGCUAUGGAUUAUCAUGGAGUACUUGGGCGGUGGCUCUGCAUUGGACUUGCUGAAGCCAGGCCCCUUGGAGGAGACCUAUAUUGCCACCAUCCUGCGGGAGAUCCUGAAGGGCCUGGAUUAUCUGCACUCGGAGCGCAAGAUCCACCGAGACAUCAAAGGUCCUACAGCUGCCAACGUGCUGCUCUCGGAGCAGGGUGAUGUGAAGCUGGCGGACUUUGGGGUGGCAGGGCAGCUCACAGACACACAGAUCAAGAGGAAUACAUUUGUGGGCACCCCCUUCUGGAUGGCACCUGAAGUUAUCAAGCAGUCAGCCUAUGACUUCAAGGCUGAUAUCUGGUCCCUGGGCAUCACAGCAAUCGAGCUGGCCAAGGGGGAGCCACCAAACUCUGACCUCCAUCCUAUGCGUGUCCUGUUCCUGAUUCCCAAAAACAACCCACCUACACUGGAGGGCCACCACAGCAAGCCUUUUAAGGAGUUUGUGGAGGCCUGCCUCAACAAGGACCCCCGAUUCCGGCCCACUGCCAAGGAGCUCCUGAAGCACAAGUUUAUCACACGCUACACCAAGAAGACCUCCUUUCUUACUGAGCUUAUUGACCGCUACAAGCGCUGGAAGUCGGAGGGGCACGGCGAGGAGUCCAGCUCUGAGGACUCUGACAUUGAUGGCGAGGCUGAGGAUGGGGAACAGGGCCCCAUCUGGACGUUUCCCCCAACCAUCCGGCCAAGUCCGCAUAGCAAGCUGCACAAGGGGACAGCCCUCCUCGGCUCACAGAAGCCUGCUGAGCCUGCCAAGAGACAGCCAAGGUCCCAGUGUUUAUCCACGCUUGUCCGGCCUGUCUUUGGAGAGCUCAAAGAGAAGCACAAACAGAGUGGUGGGAGUGUGGUUGCCCUGGAGGAGCUAGAGAAUGCCUUCAGCCUGGCUGAAGAGUCCUGCCCCGGCAUCUCGGACAAGCUGAUGGUGCACCUGGUGGAGCGUGUGCAAAGGUUCUCACACAACAGGAACCACCUGACAUCCACCCGCUGAGCACAUUGCUCUCCAUAGAGAGAAAGGUGCUUUUUGUUUUGAGCUCCAAAAGGACUGAUGUGGAUGCCCAUUUGUACUGUGCUGUGACUUCAAGGAUAGGCUGGCCUCUAGACCUCACAAGCCAGGUCACUUUCUUUCCUCCCUUCAUAGUGUGCUGUCCCACACAGCAGCCACUCCACACCUGUUUCCACUGCCUGCUGGUCUGGCUGAAGCCAUGUCGUGUAGCAAGAAGCCCCUGGAAAACCAGGCAGCCACUUAAGGGCUGGCCUAGCCAUCUCAAACUUUCUCCAGCAGCUGGUCCAGCCCUUUGGACUUAUGGGGCCCUGCAGCUGCCAGACCAAGGAGCAGAGAAACUAUUGGACAGCUUUGGCUCCUCCCCUGCUCCAGGGAUGUCAUCCUAGGGGCCCAUAGUGACCCAGAUGGUCAUAAUUUUUUAUGCCUUGUGGUGUCAGAUCAGGUACCAUGUGUUCUCAAGUCAUCCAGUAUGUUUUGGUUUUAAGAAUGAACUUGUUACUUGUUUUGAGGGUAAGUUGUUAAUUUUCAUAAGAGCAUUGAAGGCCUCACCACUUUCAAUAAAGACCUGGAUUGGAGACA
Molecule: messenger RNA, 2083 nt
Organism: Jaculus jaculus (lesser Egyptian jerboa)
Lineage: Eukaryota; Metazoa; Chordata; Mammalia; Rodentia; Dipodidae
Gene: Stk25
Product: serine/threonine kinase 25
Exons: 12
Coding region: 200-1489 (429 amino acids)
Biological process (GO): protein phosphorylation
Molecular function (GO): ATP binding; protein kinase activity
Source: RefSeq, a predicted model, not a curated record